AUGGGCCCCAUUGUCGACAAACUACAGUUUGACAGGGCUCGCGGCUUCAUUGAGCGCGCCAAAGCCCAGCAUAAGCUGCUUACGGGUGGGAUCGAUGCUAACAUAACACAGGGCUACUUUAUCCCUCCGACUGCCUUCCUUGAUGUCCCUGAAGAUGCAGAAAUCGUGAAGACCGAGAUCUUCGGUCCCGUGGCCAUCGUCAAUACUUUCAAGACAGAGGAGGAGGCUCUUGCAAAGGCUAACGACACCGAGUACGGCCUGUUCGCUGGUGUCUUCACCCAGGACAUCAACAAGGCCAUGCGUAUCGUUGCAGAGACAGAAAGCGGCAUGGUUGGAGUCAACUGCAUGAGCUACGCUUCUCCCAGUCUCCCAUUUGGUGGCGCCAAGCAGAGUGGUGUUGGGCGUGAGAGUGGCAUGGACGGCUUGCGGGGCUUUACUGAGCCCAAGACUGUCUACAUUAACUUGAACUACUAA
Messenger RNA from Clonostachys byssicola, 474 nucleotides. NCBI's taxonomy places the organism in Eukaryota, Fungi, Ascomycota, Sordariomycetes, Hypocreales, Bionectriaceae. The record is from the annotation of a GenBank genome assembly.